Molecule: messenger RNA, 780 nt
Organism: Symbiodinium pilosum
Lineage: Eukaryota; Dinophyceae; Suessiales; Symbiodiniaceae
Source: the annotation of a GenBank genome assembly
AUGAACUUCGACACCCAGCGAGGGCUUACUGCGCCACUGAGUCAAAUCGUCUUCGAGCAAUACUCCAGUGAUGGCCGAAUGGGCUUCGAGCAGUUCAAGAGCAUGUGUGCUGACAAGGACUGGUGUGAAGACAUCGAGGACGAUGAGAUGGCAGCAGCAUUCGUUCGCAUGUCUGGGGAGUCCAGUGGAAUCGAGUAUUCGGAAUUUCUGGCAUGGUGGAAGUUACAAGACGAGCGCCAGAAGGGCUUGAAGUUCAAGUCGACGGAGGAGAAGGACUUCGUCCAGCGUGUGAAGAAGUCGUUCUUCCAGGGCACGGGCGGCUGUGCCAGGAUGGACAUCCUCGACUUCCAGCAGAAGUGCUACAUUAAUGGGUAUUGUUUGAGCGAGGAGGAAUUGGAACAGGCCUUUGCCGAAUUGGACAAAGAUGGCUCGGGCUACAUCGAUUUCCCGGAGUACUUGCGUUGGCGGCAGGAGGAUGAUCGGUUUGCGCACCUGCUGCAUGAUGCCAGCGACCAACACUCGCAGUACAUCCACCAGGUUGGCGAGUUUUUCCGUGCGUAUGAUGAGGAAUUAACGGGGCAGCUCUCAAUUGAGCAGUUCCGUCCUCUCUUCGACAGCCUCGUCGAACAGGGGGAGGUGACCGAAACCUUUGACAAAGUCAUUCAUGAGGUCGACUCAAAUGGUGACGGAUCCGUCUCGUUGAAUGAAUUCAUCAAGUGGUACGCCACCACUUGGGAAGACCCCGUGGCAAGCGAUGAUGAAGACUGCGAGGCUGCAUAG